AGAAAUAAGACGAUAUUGCUUUGGACGACAUUUUACGGCAGCCCCGAUCCGUGGGAGCUGCUGUUUUAUGACACGGUGUCGGGCGGCUGUCCGGUGUCGGGCUGCACUCUGACACACGACCGGGAGCAGCUGGACUCCGCGGACGCCGUGCUGUUCCACCUGCUGGACGUCCAGCUGGAGGAUCUGCCGCGGCGGCGGCCGGCCGGCCAGCUGUGGGUGCUGUUCUGUCUCGAGUCGCCCGGCUACCCGCUGGUGCGCCGGCGCCGCCUGGCCCGGCUGAACGGCCUGUUCAACUGGACCAUGACGUACCGCUGGGACAGCGACGUGGCCGUGCCGUACGGCCUGGUCCUGCCGCCCGGCCGGCUGCCCCGGGCCGUCAGUGCCGUGCUGCCCCGGCAACCCGCGUUCGCCCGCUACCCUCCGCCGACCGUCAAACGCCGACUGGUGGCCUGGAUGGUCAGCAACUGUCGCACGCCCGGCAAACGGGAACGCUAUGUCGCCCAGCUGCGCCGGCAUAUUCAGGUGGACAUAUACGGCAGCUGUGGCACCCUCAAGUGCGGCCGCUCCGAGUCGGUUCAGCAGCAGCGAAAUCACACCAACUUCCCCUGUGAACAGGCCAUCACCGACUACAAGUUUUAUCUGGCGUUCGAGAACACCCUCUGUCCAGACUACGUCACUGAAAAGUUCUUUCGAACUCUCGCUCUAGGAACAGUGCCGGUGGUUUUCGGUGGAGCACAGUACUCCUCACUGGCCCCAGAGGGCAGCUACAUCGACGCUCUGCAGUACGAGCCUCGGGAGUUGGCUGAGCUACUACUCUACCUGGACAGAAACGACACCGCCUACCGGGAGCUGUUGCGAUGGCAGGCUGACCACCGGGUGGUCAACGCACACCCGCUGAGACCGCUCACGUGCGGCCUGUGCCGGCGGCUGCACGAGCUCCCGGCCGGCGCUGAGGUGGGCGUCCGAUACGACCUGCACCGCUGGUAUUCCGCCAAUCAGUGUCAUCAGUGGCGCCCCAGAGGCUGAGGUUCACACGGGACACGGUAAUGGAAGCGAAGGAAGUGUUUGGGAUAUGUCGCCAAAGCUGAUGAGGGCCAAUACAAACAUUUUGUAGUCACUUCCCCGGAAAGUUACGC
This is a messenger RNA of Amphibalanus amphitrite, 1136 nucleotides long. Its product is annotated as alpha-(1,3)-fucosyltransferase C-like. NCBI's taxonomy places the organism in Eukaryota, Metazoa, Arthropoda, Thecostraca, Balanomorpha, Balanidae. The transcript is spliced from 3 exons. The record is from RefSeq and is a predicted model, not a curated record. Gene Ontology annotation, cellular component: membrane. The annotation marks the transcript as partial. Gene Ontology annotation, molecular function: alpha-(1->3)-fucosyltransferase activity.